Zeugodacus cucurbitae (melon fly) is the source of this 683-nucleotide messenger RNA. It is a transcript of the gene Alg13, whose product is annotated as UDP-N-acetylglucosamine transferase subunit ALG13 homolog. Bases 1 to 513 code for a protein of 170 amino acids. Gene Ontology annotation, molecular function: hexosyltransferase activity. The transcript has a single exon. The record is from RefSeq and is a predicted model, not a curated record. NCBI's taxonomy places the organism in Eukaryota, Metazoa, Arthropoda, Insecta, Diptera, Tephritidae. Gene Ontology annotation, biological process: dolichol-linked oligosaccharide biosynthetic process.
AUGCAAUGGAAAGUAAUUUAUGUCACAGUAGGUACUACUAGAUUCGAUGAACUUAUAAGGGAAGUGGUAUCUGCUCGCGCUUUAGACGUUUUGGUGCGUCGAGGAUGUCAAAAGUUGGUCAUCCAAUACGGUCAUGGCAGACCUGUACAGAAUUCAGAAAACAUACUUCGGGAUUAUGGUAUAACUGUAGAACAGUAUGAUUUUAAACUCGAAAUGCCCAGGACUGACAUUUUAAAUGCAGGCCUUGUAAUUGGUCAUGCUGGAGCAGGAACUUGCAUGGAUAUACUAAAUCACGGCCGUGCGGGGAUUAUUGUUAUUAAUGACAGGUUAAUGGACAAUCACCAGAUUGAACUCGCGCAACAAUUGAGUGAUGAAGGCUAUCUAUAUUAUUCCAAUAUUGAAGGGCUUGUCGAAACUAUUAAACAAGCUAAUUUAGAAGAACUAAAACCAUACGAAAAGCGCAACAAUAUGGAAAGCUUUGUAAAAUAUUUGAAUGAGAUGAUUGGAACAUAACUGAUUUAAACUGUUAAGCAAAGUAUUAAAUUAAGUGUUUUGACUUGUUAAUUUGGUUACAUAUAUAUAAAUUUUAUUAUGCUUUAAAUGUGAAACGCAGAAAAUAUUUCUUUAUACAUGUAUGUAUGAUUUUUAAACAUUACAGUAAAAUUACAAAAUGAUAAAGAGCA